Molecule: messenger RNA, 2997 nt
Organism: Tetrahymena thermophila SB210
Lineage: Eukaryota; Ciliophora; Oligohymenophorea; Hymenostomatida; Tetrahymenidae
Product: plasma-membrane choline transporter
Exons: 12
Biological process (GO): transmembrane transport
Cellular component (GO): membrane
Molecular function (GO): transmembrane transporter activity
Source: RefSeq, a predicted model, not a curated record
AUGAGUUAGCUAAAAAUAGAAGGAAAUAAAAACAGACCUCCUUCAGAGAUGGAAAUCAAAACUCUUAUCUUUGGAAAAAAGGGAGAUGAUUCAUUUGAAGAUGAGGAUAAAAAAUAAGUAGAGACACAAAAAGUUUUAUAAAUAUUAGAAUCCGAUGAAGAAGAUAAUAGUGGAAGUGGAAGUGGUAAAGAAAGCGGCGAAGGAUCUUAAAAUAGUGAUAAAGAGGAAAAAUAAAAUGAACAAGCACAAAAUGUUGAAGAGUAACAAGAAACUCACUCUUAAAAAAGGGCUAGAAAAAAGCAGUAAAAAAAAGAAGAAAAAAGACAGAGACUAAUGGAAUUGUUGGAGUUAAAUGAUGAAGAUGAUUUUAAUAUUGGAAAUAUGGAGAAUACUUAAAAGUCCAAAACAGAAACUAAUAAAACAAAUACAGUAACUGUGACAACAGUAAAUGGCUAGCAGAAAUUUACUAAAUAAGAUAAGCUAUCUGCAAUAGAAAAACUAGAUUAAAUUGAUAUGAAUGAUAAAUACAAUCAAAAGUUUAUGCCAAUCUAAGACUUUAAAGGAAUCGUUGAGGAAAGAGGUUGCACGAACAUAUUUUGUUUACUAGUUUGGAUUAUUUUAAACGGGGGUUUUUUUUUUUGUGCAGUAGUUAGCUUCAUGCAGGGAUAGCCUAAUAGACUUUCAAAUGGUAAUGAUUUUAGAGGAGAUAUAUGUGGUGUUGGAAUUUUAUCAGACAGAUAAUUCUAAUAUUUUGCAGCUGCUACUAUAGAUUUGAAAGUAUCUAUAUGUGUAUCUAAAUGUCCCUAAACAACUGGAUAAAGCAUAUGUCUUUACAAUUUGCAAGGAAUUAUUUAUCCUGAUGAAUGGCAGACUUUCUGUUAUUAGCAGCUUGCAUGUGAUAAUUUAGGAAGAUAUUGCAUGCCGAAAGAACCCUUAAAUAGACAGGCAGUAGAAGUUUAUCUAUCUACAACAAGAAAUACAGUCAAGAGACUUUCAUCAGAUUUAAAUUUGACUUUGGAUCUAAUUUGUAUCGGAGCAUUUUUGGGAGUUUUGUUAGCAUUUGCAUUUUAAUAUGUACUAAGGUAUGAAGAAAAAGUACCAUAUUUGAUUUGGGGUUGCAUUUGGGGAAGUGUAUUUUGCUUUUGCAUAAUUUCUUAUUUGUUUUAUGAAGAAUAUGUUAGACUAAUUAAAUUCAACUGUUUGCUCGGCAUUGAUAAACAUUCAUGUGGCGGUUCUCGUGCAUAUCUCUUUUAUACACUAUUUUGGGUAAUGCUGAUUGUUGCUGGAGUUUACCUGCUUAUUGUUAUUAAUCUUUUUAACAGAAUCAACUUAGCUAUAGGAUUCGUAAAGGCGUCUUCUAGAGUAAUAAAAGUUUUAAAUCAGCUUACAAUAGUACCUUUCUUCUCAGUAUUUUUCUAAGUAGCUGCAGGAGCAUUAACCGUUAUUUCUUGUAUUUAUGCGAUGACUAUUGGUUAAGUUGUUUAGGUUCCAACAGCAGCCUCAGCAAUUCAAAAUAAUGAGACAAAAGUUAUUGAGUAUAGCUCAUACUCAGUAUAUUUAAUAUUGUUUUUGUUUUAUAUGUUCUUCAAUUGGUAACUUUUUGCUCAUAAUGUUAACAACAUGAUUACUUCUUUCGCCCUAUGUAUCUGGUUUUUUGCAAAGAAGAAAGAUACUGUUGAAAUUCCUCUAAAAAUUACACUGAAGAGAAUUUUCAGAUAUCAUAUAGGAACUGUUUCUCUCUAUGUCCUGAUGAAACCUAUAUUUAUCAUUCCUAAAAUGCUUUUAGACCUUGUUAUUGCCAUAUUUAGAUAACUACCUUAAGGAAGUUAAUUUGUUAGAUAUAUUGAAGGAUGCUUUUGUUUUUGUAUAAACAUUUAUAGAUCCUUUUUAAGAUAUAUUUCAGUGAAUUGCUUUGUCCAAACAUGUCUAUUUGGAGAUGGAUAUGGAACUGCAUCCAAAAAAGCCUAUUUCUUAAUCAACAGGCAUAAAGAAAAACUAAAAGAUCUUGAUUUCUUAAUUAGUUUUAUGAUUUACCAAAUUAAACUAUGUUGUGCUCUGAUUAUUGCUGUAUUACUUUAUAUUAUAAUCAGGACUACAUCAUAUACACCUAUUCUCUAGAAUGACCUUUCUGAAGUAGAAACACCAAUUUUACCUGCUGGUGUUAUUUUUAUUAUUUGCUAUUAAAUAUCUGAUAUUUUCUAAGGUUCUUUUCACAUGGCUUGUAAGACUAUUAUUUAAUGUUACUUUAUAGACAAAGAAAUGUUUGUGGGUGAACAAAGAUUCGUUGAAAAAUUCAUUAGAGAUUUUAUGGAAUUUUAUGCUAAAGAAGACUUAAAUACAUUUAAAAUUAAGUCAGAGAAAGCAGCAGCAAUUACACAGAAAUUGAAAAAUAAAGAAAUUCUUGAGGCUAUUAAUAAAAAUUACUUUAACGAAUUCGAAGGAAAGACUAAACCAUUCGAAAAAAAGAAAAAAGAUGAUGAGGACGAAGAUAAUAGUGAUGAUGAAGAGGAUAACAGUAAAAAUAAAAAAUCUGAUUCAGACUCUUAUAUUAUUGAGGGAGAUGACGAUGAUGAUUCAGAUGAUUAAAAGGAUGACUUUAAUAUUGGAGGAAAUACAACCAAAGUUAUUUAAACUUAACCUGUUAGAAUUUAAUAAAGAAAAAAUACUGCAGGCUACAAUACAAGUAAUAUGUACAUAAACGAUAAUGCUUCUUCUGCUAAUGGAGAUACAGUUGCUUUAAAGAGAAUGGAUGAAACAUCUAUGAGAAGCAGUGGUGUUAGCUUCUUUGAUGGUAAAACCAAGAAUGAAACAUAGCAUCUAAUUAAUAAUGGCUCAGCGUUUAGUAUAAAUAAUGCUCCAACUCAAUAAAGACUAGGAACUGGUAAUAGCGAAACGAAGGUUAUUGAUCUUUCAAGAGGAGGAACAGCUAACAAUGGAAGACUUAAUUCAGGACCUAGAUUGUUUAUGGGCAAUAAGCUUCCUAAAAAUUAGUAGUGA